Lactuca sativa (garden lettuce) is the source of this 3398-nucleotide messenger RNA. NCBI's taxonomy places the organism in Eukaryota, Viridiplantae, Streptophyta, Magnoliopsida, Asterales, Asteraceae. The record is from RefSeq and is a predicted model, not a curated record.
AUGGAGUGGUGUUUCACGUGGGAAGCGCCACAGAAGAGUCACUGCUCUACGAAAGAUUUCACAAGGCCUAGAAGGCUCGUUGUCUCCACAUGUGGGAACCUCAGCUUCCUUCGUUUCUUUUCUCUCUGGAACAACAACUUUCAAGGAACCAUCCCUUAUGAACUGGGUCGUCUAUCCAGGCUACGUGUCCUCGAUCUUCGCUUUAACAAAUUCAACGGAUUCAUUCCAAGUAACUUGUCUUGUUGUUCUAACCUUGAAAGGCUUGGCCUUUCUAAUAACAAGCUAGUUGGAAGCAUACCCAAAGAGAUUAGUUUCCUCUCAAAAAUUACUCACUUGGUAUUUAGUAGAAAUAAGUUAACAGGUGGAAUCCCGUGUGUCUCUGGGAAUAUAACAUCAAUGGAAGUGUUCUCUGCUGCUGAAAAUCCAUUGGGUGGGAGCAUUCCAGACUCCUUAGGCCAUUGGAAAAUCUUAACAGGUUUUGAUUGUGGUCAUUGUAAUUUAUUUGGAAUCAUCCCUCAUUCCAUUUAUAACCUCUCACUCCUAACGAUAUUUACCUUGCCUUGGAAUCAGCUUAUUGGUACUCUUCCCUCAUCGUUAGGUGCAAUGCUCCCACAUCUUGAGUACUUUCAGUUAUGGGGUAACCAACUAACCGGACUUCUCCCACCCUCGAUAGCUAAUUGUUCGAAAUUAUAUCAUCUUGAAAUGCAAGCAAACAAUUUUAGUGGGAAGUUGACAAUUGACUUUGCAAAACUAAAAGAUAUCCGUGUGAUAUCCCUUGGUGGUUACGUAAAUGGUAACAUCAGUGGACUUGGAGAAGGUGAUGAUAUGAGGUUUAUUGAUACUUUGAAAAACUGCAGCAAAUUAGGUCUUUGCAGGAGAAAUCCAUUCCACCAUGGCCAGCUUCAAAAUCUACAAUCUGCUCAUCUAUAUAACAACCAAUUCUCCGGGGCGAUUCCAGACUCCAUUGGGAACUUAUCAUUGUUGAUUGACCUUGAUUUAAGUUCCAACGGAUUAGAAUCACAUAUUCCAACAAGCCUUGAAAAUUGUCAUCGUCUAAUACAAUUGCAACUUGCUCACAAUAAACUCAGUGGCAAAAUUCCUAAACAACUUGUUCAACUUUCAUCUCUAGCCGUAGUAUUAAAUCUUUCUCAAAACAACCUCAUCGACUCACUUCUAAUAGAGGUUGGCAAACUCAAGAUGCUGAGUGCUCUAGAUUUAUCUGAUAAUAAUUUAUCAGGAAACAUUCCUAGUAGCCUUGGUGAUUGCACUAGCCUUUCAUUCUUAUCCCUCAAAGGCAACUCAUUUCAAGGCAUAGUACCAUCGUCAUUAACUUCAAUGAGAGGAGUUGAGAUACCUGAUCUCUCUCAUAAUAAUUUAUCAGGACAAAUCCCUCAAUUCAUGGAACGAUUUUCAUUCGUAUAUGUAAACCUAUCAUUUAAUGAUUUUGAAGGUGAAGUACCGGUGCUAGGAGUGUUUGCCAAUGCCAGUGCAUUCUCUGUUAUGGGUAAUAUCAGGCUUUGUGGUGGCUUGGCUGAACUUGGGUUACCCGAAUGCAAGACAGAAAAACAUCAAAAAGAGUUUCCUUUGUCCAUCAUAUUCUUUAUAAUUGCAUUCACCAUUUUCAGCAUUCUAUGUUUAGUAUAUGUUUGGUAUAAGAAAAGGAAGGGCCCAUCAUCUCAAUCACUUAGGGAUGUACAGUUCAUGAAAGUAUCAUACGGUGAACUUCUCAAGGCUACCAAUGGAUUCUCCGAAGCCAAUUUGAUUGGCGAGGGUGGAUUUGGCUCUGUUUACAAAGGAGUCCUUGAUGAUCAUGAUGGUAGAAUUGUUGCAGACGAAGUUAUACAUCUGCAAAACCGAGGUGCUCACAAAAGCUUUAUAGCGGAAUGUGAAGCAUGGCGUAAUAUCCGACACCGGAAACUGUUGAAGAUAAUAACUUCAUGUUCAAGUGUUGACUUUAAAGGCAAUGACUUCAAAGCUUUGGUAUAUGAUUUCAUGCUGAAUGGGAGUUUACAUGAUUGGUUGCAUUCACAUGCAACUACAUCCAGCUUGAAUCUCCUUCAAAGAAUGAAUAUUCUUAUUAAUGUUGCAUCUGCACUUGAUUAUCUUCACAAUCACUGCCUACCAACCAUCGUUCACUGUGACCGGAAGCCUAGCAACAUUUCCGAUGAUGAUUUAGUGGCUCACGUUGGAGAUUUUGGGUUAGCUCGAUUUCUUGGAACAGAUUCAGACCAAAAUAGCACAAGUGGCAUUAGAGGAACAAUUGGGUUUGAACCUCCAGGUAAAGUUCAUAUAUUCCGGUUCAUGCUGAUAUAUAUUUGUAGCUAGUACAUUUCCUUAUAAGUUGCAGAGUAUGGUGUUGGGAGUGAGAUGACAAGUAGUGGAGAUGUCUACAGUUUCGGAAUACUAUUGCUGGAGGUGAUGACAGGGAAGUGACCGACAGACAACAUCUUUAAUGAAAACCUCAGCAUUCAUAAAUUUGCAUACAUGGCCUUGCCGGACCAUGUAAUCGGUGUUAUUGAUGAUGACCUUCUGAAUUUACUUCAAGAGGAUGUUAUUGCUACGCAAUUUACGGAAGCAAAAGCAAAGAAAAUAGAGGAAUGUAUGGCCUGAACUAUGAAACACGACAAGGGCCAUCGCGACGGUGGAAUAAAUCUUAGGUUGCACAACUAGACAAAGCACAUCUCCGUACCCUCCUCCCCAUCAGCGAUUUGGUUGUAUUACAGAUGGAUUGAAGCUUUUAAGGUUAGAGGUGGCAGUCUUUGGUGGAUUUUUUUAUUUUGUUUGGGUUUUCCGAUGAAGUAACGGGGAGGGAGGAAUGGUGGGUUGUAAUGAAGCUUACACUCAAUCUUCAAGUGGGUUUGUGUCUUGUUGUAGGUUAAUGUGUGUGUGUGUGUGUGUGUGAGAGAGAGAGAGAGAGAGAGAGAAAUGGUACGGUAGUGUGGGGGUGGAGUAGUGGUCGGGUGUAUAACUUUUUUUUUAUACAUUUCGUUUUAUUUUGUAAUUAUAAUAACAUUAAAAAAAUAAAAUACUACUCACUGUUAAAUAAAUGAUCAUUUUUUAAAAGGGCAAAAUCAUCCUUUGAGGUUUCCUGAGGACCAAAAUCACAUAAAUUUCUUAAUUUGGGGACGAUAACCAUAAAAAAUUCUUGAUUUUGGAACUUUCAUGCAAUUCGUAAAGUUAUUGGACCAUAUCCACAAUUAUUUGCAAACCAUAAGGACCAAAUUUGUAGUUUUGUCUAGGUUUAUAUAAGAAAUAACAAAAUACUUUCAUUUAUUUGAAAGUACAAUGCUCUAAUAAGAAAGAAGAGUUUACGUUUAUGUUUAUUUUUUGAAUAUAACAUACUCACUGUUAAAUAAAUGAUCAUUUUUUAUAAUUGAAACAUCAUAUGCAAUUUUUUU